GGUUGUUCGCGUGUUCGUGGUUCGGCGCGGCGUGUGUGCGUCUACGUACGUAAACAAGCAGCAUGCCGAAGGAUUCAAAAAGAAACUGUGGUCCUGAAACUGCCAAAAGUUACGUGCUCUAUCAAAAGCGCGAAAUAACAUUGUUAAAUAAGUCGGGAAAGCGUCACGAUGGAAGACAGUUUGGCGACGUCCGACCAAUCUUUUUGAAAACGGGAGUGGUCAGCCAAGCCAAAGGAUCUGCCUACAUCGAAAUGGGCAAUACAAAAGUUCUUUGUUCAGUAUAUGGGCCCAGAGAAAUUGCUCGCCGAAAAGACUUCACCUUCAAGGGUCAGAUCAACUGCGAGUUCAGGUUCGCGCAGUACUCCUGCCCGAUUCGCCGUCAACACCUGAAUGAUGGCGAAGCGCUCCACUACUCUCAACUUUUGGAGAAAGCGCUGGCUCCAGUUGUAUGCCUGCACAAGUUCCCGAAAUCAACGGUCGACGUGUUUGUUCUUGUCAUUGAAAAUGACGGUGGAGCUCUGGCUUGUGCAAUAACAACAGCUGGACUUGCCCUGGCAGACGCUGGUAUCGACAUGUUCGAUGUCGUGGUGGGUUGCAGCUUGCGUCAAGAUGGCAGCACGUGCCUGAUUGACCCAUCUUACAAUGAAGAAGUGGCUCCUGUGGAAGCAAAGGAUGACCUCAGUUUUGGUCGCAUGACUCUGGGAUUCAUGCCUGCACUCCAGCAAGUCACUGCAUUAGUACAGGACGGGGAACUUGAUGCUGCCUCCGUAGUAUCAGACAUGAAAGCAUUGAUCGCUGCAUGUCAUCAGGUUUACCCUCUCGUCCAAGACGUAUUGCUGAAAGAUAUUGAGGAGAAACUGAAUGAAGAAAUCAAGAAGAUGGAAUUGUCAGAAAAAGAGGACAGCAUUGUGGCGUGACACAACGGAACAUUUUAAACUUUUCUCUUCGGCACAUGAACUUCAGAAGCCACCCUCAUUUUUACUGUAAAUAGUCUGUAAAUUCAGAAGUGCUCUCAUCACUGCUUCAUCUAUUGACAAUGGUUAUGUGAUCCUGUUCUAGAUGUUGAAGUGGUGUCAACAUACGAUUUUCAUUAGAGCUUCUUGAAAAGUUUUUGCAGGGACAUGUUAUGACGAAUGCUGGUUGUGGAGUUCUUGUACAGCUUUUCACGAGCAAUUUUGAAUUAUCUGAUAUUUUAAUCAAAUGAGAACUUCAAUUUUCCAGCUAAUCGAAUUAUUUUUUUUUACCUAGAAAUGUUGUGACGGCGGUUGGUACUUGAAUGGGGGAAUUAUAUGGGUUUUUGAUGUACUGUCAUGAGCAAAUAAAGUGCAAGCAUGUUAAAGCUUA
Rhipicephalus microplus (southern cattle tick) is the source of this 1344-nucleotide messenger RNA. RefSeq names its product exosome complex component MTR3. The record is from RefSeq and is a predicted model, not a curated record. Gene Ontology annotation, biological process: poly(A)-dependent snoRNA 3'-end processing; nuclear mRNA surveillance; U4 snRNA 3'-end processing. NCBI's taxonomy places the organism in Eukaryota, Metazoa, Arthropoda, Arachnida, Ixodida, Ixodidae. Gene Ontology annotation, molecular function: RNA binding. Gene Ontology annotation, cellular component: nucleolus; nuclear exosome (RNase complex); cytoplasmic exosome (RNase complex).